AUGAGGACGCCUACUUUUAUACUGACUUCAUACAUAGUCAGCGCAUGUGGAACAGUUGAUAUUGCUUUACAAGAAACAACAUUAGAUGCCGAAAUAAAAACUAUUUACCAGGUUUGCGGCGGGAGCUGGGGAGGAACAAAAGUAAAUGAAAGUUUUAUCAAAUUCCUAGAUCAAUUAAUCGGAUCGGAAAAUAUGAAACAUAUUAAAAACGAAAGUAGGUCGGACUACCUGGAAUUUUUACGCGGAUUUGAGUUGAAGAAGAGAAAGUUCAACAUUGAUUCGAAAAACAGAGUUGUACUGGUGAUUCCUCUAUCUUUUGUGGAAGUUUUGUUAGAAAAAAGCGGAGAAAAUUUCGAAAAAAUAGUCAAUUCAUCAAAAUACAAGGGUGCUUUGUCAUAUAUUGGAGAAAAGCUCAGUUUCGACCAUUCCCUCUUUACAUCUUUUUUUGAGAGUUCGCUGAAUGAUAUAAUUUCUCACAUUAAAAUUAUUUUCAAUGCAGACAUUUGCCGUGAUUUAGAUGGGGUUGUGAUAGUUGGUGGAUUUGCCGAAAGUAUGUUUGUAAAUUCUGCUGUUAAAAAGGCUUUCCCAGACAAAAAGUUUAUCAUUCCAAUGGAAGCAGGAUUGGCCGUUGCCAAGGGAGCAGUUCUCUAUGGACACGAUCCUGGCAUCAUCUGUUCCCGAACAUGUCGUUAUACGUACGGAAAAAGUAUUUGUACUCCUUUCGACUCUACUUUACAUGCAGGAAAAAAGUCAGUAUUAAUAAAAGGAAAACGUUAUUGUCCUGGGACCUUUAAAAAAUUUUUUACUAUUGGUCAACAAGUCUCGAUUGGUGAAUAUGUAGAAAUGGAAUCAAACUUUACGUUUGCCGAUAAAGGAAGAAUGAUUGGGCGCUAUGAACCUCUCUAUUUAUCAGUCUAUAUUUCUGGAGAAAAAUCGCCUUUGAGUGUUGAUGAAGAAGGUUGUAUUUUGCUAGGAAAAGUUAAAAUAGAAAGUGAACAUGGUAUGUGGCCUGAGAAAGUUUUCGUCAAAACAAAAAUGGAAAUUGCAGGAACAGAAAUAAAGGUGACAGCCACUAUGCAUACUGGUGAGCAAGUCACUGCAAUGUUUGACUUCCUGUAAUAAUGAAAGCUUACCAACACUUUCAACAUUGCUUCUGGGAUAAACUUUGAGAAUAACAAUAUCUAUAUGUUUUAUUUUUAUCCAUUUCUAUAUUAUCAUUUCUUUUAACAUGAAAAAAGUAAAAAAUAAAGAGAGAUAGAAGGUCAGUAUUUGAAACUCGUUCGAAAACUAGCCGGAUAGCUAGUCUUUUAAAGUAUUGUAUUUAAACCCCCUUUCACAAUUGGCGCACGACCACUUUACACCACUUUGCAAUCGAUUUUUUUUUAUCUUCGCACGAGUUGCACGA
Molecule: messenger RNA, 1405 nt
Organism: Magallana angulata
Lineage: Eukaryota; Metazoa; Mollusca; Bivalvia; Ostreida; Ostreidae
Product: heat shock 70 kDa protein 12A-like
Exons: 2
Coding region: 1-1119 (372 amino acids)
Source: RefSeq, a predicted model, not a curated record